GUUAUAUUGUUUUAAUUCGAACUCAGGCUUUCCAAAAAGGCGCCAAUUUGGGCGCGAUCAUCACAUUUCCAUACCGCCCAUUGAAAAGGGCGCCAAAAUUUCAGAAGCUGCCAUUUCCUCUUUCCUUCUACACUUGAACCCUAAAAUUUCUCUUGCGGUUACUCACUUUGCUGUCCAGAUUUUGAAGCAGGACGAAGAAAUGAAGGGUGGGACGCUUCAGAUCAACUGGCACGACUCAAAGCCAGUGCUUACUCUAGAUUUCCAUCCACUUUCAGGUCUCCUCGCAACUGGCGGAGCCGAUUUCGAUAUCAAGCUUUGGCUAUUGAAUUCAGGGGAUGAACAGAAAAAGGUCCCUGGUGCUACGUAUCAAAGCAGCCUUUCUUAUCAUGGUUCUGCUGUUAAUAGCCUUCGCUUCUCACCUUCUGGAGAACAACUUGCCUCUGGUGCCGAUGGAGGUGAGCUUAUCAUAUGGAAAUUGCACCAUUCGGAAAGUGGCCAUUCUUGGAAAGUCCUGAAGACAUUAUCAUUUCACCGCAAGGAUGUACUGGACCUACAGUGGUCUCAUGAUGGUGCAUAUUUAAUAUCUGGUUCCGUAGAUAAUUCUUGCAUCAUAUGGGAUGUAAGCAAAGGGUCUGUCCAUCAGAUUUUAGAUGCCCAUUUGCACUAUGUUCAAGGUGUGGCAUUGGAUCCACUGGGAAACUAUGCUGCUUCUCUGAGUUCAGAUAGAAGUUGCAGAAUCUAUGCCUAUAAACCCCCGACCAAAGUGAAGAACAGUGAGAAAAUGACUUAUGUUUGUCAGCAUGUCAUUACUAAGGCAGAAAAUGUUGCAGUUGAUGAUUCUAAGUCUGCCAGAAACCAUCUCUUUCAUGACGAGACAUUGCCAUCUUUCUUCCGAAGGUUGGCCUGGUCACCUGAUGGAUCUUUCCUACUUGUGCCUGCAGGUAUUUGUAAAAUAUCACCAGCAUCUGAACCAGUAAAUACAGCCUAUAUAUUUUGUAGAAAGGAUCUCUCCAGGCCUGCUAUUCAGCUCCCUGGUGCCAGCAAGCCAGUUGUAGCAGUGUGCUUUUGUCCAAAGCUUUUUAGUCUUAGAGGAUUAAAUUCAGCUGGGUUCUUUAAGCUUCCACAUCGGGUGAUUUUUGCAGUAGUGACUUUAAAUUCUUUGUACAUAUAUGACACUGAAAGUGUUGUGCCACUAGCAAUCAUGGCUGGUCUUCACUAUGCUGCCAUAACGGAUGUUGCGUGGUCGGCAGAUGCUCAUUAUUUAGCACUAUCUUCUCAAGAUGGUUACUGCACUUUGGUGGAAUUUGAAAAUGACGAACUGGGAUCACCACUCACUCUAUCAGAAGAUAGAAUAGGCACAACAACCGACCAGAAGACGAAUUUAACAGAUGUGGUAACAAUAAAUGACGGUCAAAAUAGGAAAACAGAAGCAGAAGGGAGAUAUGAAGAAAAUGAAAGCGUUGAAAAAACAGAAAACAUGGUGAUUGAAAAACCUUCUAGUGGAGACAAUCUUGUUGAAUCUGACUGCAGAGGACAUGAAAUGGAAAAGGCAAGUAAACAAAUGUCUAUAAGCUCUUCAAGCAACUCUGUUACCAGCAAGCCAGCCAAAAGGCGCAUUACACCCAUGGCUAUUGAUCCAUGAGAGGUACAUUACCCUCUGUAUAUUCUCUUCAUCCCCACAGAUUUUGCUGAGUUAUUAAAAGCAUUUUGUUGGCGGUGCUUGAUCAAAUUUUGGUCACCGAUGUAGCUGAAAUGAUCAUUUUUACAAUGGUUGAUGUAUCAUCUUUAAUCUCAUUUUCCUGAUGAUAAAGAUUUCAAUGAUAUUUAGUUCUAUAAGCCUCUUCUUGAGAAGAGUUCUACGAUA
Benincasa hispida (wax gourd) is the source of this 1864-nucleotide messenger RNA. It is a transcript of the gene FAS2, whose product is annotated as Transducin/WD40 repeat-like superfamily protein. The record is from RefSeq and is a predicted model, not a curated record. Gene Ontology annotation, biological process: nucleosome assembly; DNA replication-dependent chromatin assembly. Gene Ontology annotation, molecular function: protein binding. NCBI's taxonomy places the organism in Eukaryota, Viridiplantae, Streptophyta, Magnoliopsida, Cucurbitales, Cucurbitaceae. Gene Ontology annotation, cellular component: nucleus; CAF-1 complex.